Bactrocera tryoni is the source of this 2471-nucleotide messenger RNA. Its product is annotated as F-box-like/WD repeat-containing protein ebi. The transcript has 3 exons. The record is from RefSeq and is a predicted model, not a curated record. Gene Ontology annotation, molecular function: transcription corepressor activity; protein binding. Gene Ontology annotation, cellular component: histone deacetylase complex. The coding region runs from base 204 to 2177 and encodes 657 amino acids. Lineage: Eukaryota; Metazoa; Arthropoda; Insecta; Diptera; Tephritidae. Gene Ontology annotation, biological process: regulation of transcription by RNA polymerase II.
GUCAAAAAUGCGGUGAGUGUUAAAGUCGCGGAAUUGAUUAAUUUUAGCCUUUGUAUAUCUUAAAUUAUGCAUACAACUAAAAAAUAUCACUAAAAUAUGCAUGAUAUAAUGUAGAAUAAACGGAAGAAAAAGUUUCGAUGAAAAUAUUAGUAUAAGGAUAUAUAAAAAAGUGUAGACAGAACAUUAAGAAGUGUAGCCGUAAAAUGAGUUUUUCCAGCGACGAAGUAAACUUUUUGGUUUAUAGAUAUCUGCAAGAAUCUGGUUUUGUACAUUCGGCUUUUGUGUUUGGUGUGGAAUCUCAUAUUUCACAAAGCAACAUAAAUGGCGCUUUGGUACCACCGGCUGCUCUCCUCACUAUUCUUCAGAAAGGCCUAAUGUAUACAGAAGUUGAAUGGAGCGUUGGAGAGGAUGGUGAAGCUGGACGUUCAGUUGAAGGAUUAAGUUUAAUUGAUGCCGUUAUGCCCGAAGUAAAGCCACCAAAACCAGCAGCAGUAAAAUCAGAACCUGGGAAAGCCAUUACGGACAGCAGUGGCACAGCUGCAUCGUCGACGACAACAGGUGGUGUCGUAAAAUCGGAAGUAAAAUCCGAGGGUAAUGCUCCAGGAGCUUCGACAAACAAUGAACAAAACUCGGGAGGAGCUCCAUCCGCAUCUGCUGACUCUAAUGAAACUGAUAGUAAUACUAAUUCAGCUGCAAAUAGUACAACAUCUGGCGCACCCUCCGUUGGAACUGCUAAUUCUACAACUGGGACAACUAAUGACACAUCUUCAACAGGAAAUAAAAAGGCCAACCCCUCGGAAACAACAUCUGGCAGCUCUUUAACCACAAAUGAUCUUACAACAAAUACAAAUGUCAACAACGGCAUUACCUUGGGCACUAACGCUAAUGUCAAUGAACCAACAACAACCACAAAUUCAGUAGUGACCGGUUCAACAACUGGAACAAAUAUUUCAGGAGCUGGUACUACUACUACUUCAAGCGGCAGUGCUGCUAAUAAUAACCCAGCUCCAGGCAGCUCUGAUAUUUUGACCCAGAUACAAUUGGGUAAUACUACUUCAACAACAGGAACAGAACCAAUGGAUAUCGAUCAAGGAAUUGAGAUACCUGCCUCAAAAGCAACAGUUUUACGUGGACAUGAGAGCGAAGUAUUCAUAUGUGCCUGGAAUCCCAGCAGAGACCUUCUUGCAAGUGGUUCUGGUGAUAGCACUGCACGCAUAUGGGAUAUGUCUGAUGCAACCAGUAGCCCUAAUCAAUUAGUUUUACGACAUUGCAUUCAAAAGGGAGGUGCAGAAGUUCCAAGCAACAAAGACGUUACAUCAUUAGAUUGGAAUUGCGAUGGCACCUUGCUAGCUACUGGCAGUUAUGAUGGGUACGCACGCAUAUGGAAAACAGAUGGUCGCUUAGCAUCAACUCUCGGUCAACAUAAAGGUCCAAUAUUUGCAUUAAAAUGGAAUAAAAGGGGUAAUUAUAUACUAUCGGCUGGUGUUGAUAAAACUACUAUAAUCUGGGAUGCUUCUACUGGACAAUGCAACCAACAAUUUUCUUUCCACAAUGCACCCGCACUCGAUGUUGAUUGGCAAACAAAUGUAUCAUUCGCUUCGUGCAGUACUGAUCAACGUAUCCAUGUGUGUCGUCUUGGCUCAGAUAUGCCCAUUAAAACAUUUAAAGGUCAUACUAAUGAGGUGAACGCUAUAAAGUGGUGUCCACAGGGUCAAUUGCUUGCCUCCUGCUCAGACGAUAUGACACUGAAAAUUUGGAGUAUGAAGCAAGACAAAUGCUGUCAUGAUUUACAAGCACAUUCUAAGGAAAUCUAUACAAUCAAAUGGUCUCCCACUGGACCAGGAACACAAAAUCCUAACACGAAUCUAAUACUUGCUUCCGCGUCAUUUGACUCCACCGUACGUCUAUGGGAUGUUGAGCGUGGUACAUGCAUUCAUACUCUUACGAAACAUACAGAGCCUGUCUAUUCGGUAGCAUUUAGUCCAGAUGGAAAAUAUUUAGCGUCAGGAAGUUUCGAUAAAUGUGUACAUAUUUGGAGUACUCAGUCGGGACAGUUAGUACACAGUUACAAAGGCACAGGUGGUAUUUUUGAGGUCUGUUGGAAUUCCAAGGGCACUAAAGUGGGAGCCAGCGCUUCGGAUGGUAGCGUUUUUGUGUUGGAUUUAAGAAAAAUAUAGGAUUUAGUUUAACUAUUCUAUGAUAUAUGAACAAUUAUUAAUAACAUAGUAUUUGAACAUUAAAUUACAAGAAUGAAGCAUUAAAAGAAAAACAUUAGUUAUAAUCAUUAAAAUUAUAUUUAUUGGAUUUGAUGUAGAUUUCUAAGUAUAAUAUUUAGUAUAUUUUUAUAAUUUUAUGAAAUAAUAUUUACAAGGCCCAAAAUAUUUGCAGAUCGAGUUUCCAGAACUAUCGGUUAAUAUGUUUUGUGCAUUGUUUCCUAUUUAACUGCUUCGUUCAAUAAAUAUUUGCAAUGA